AGGAAACAGGCUGCUGGGGCGAGCUGUCACUGAAUCGACCGAGUUGGAGCGGCGGACAGGGAAGCCAGUGUCUCCAGUUACAACCGAGUGGAGAUCACAUCCGACACUUCUACUGGUUUAACUUAACUCAGGCUGCGCGUCUCUGAAACCUCCGUUGGACUCCAAUACGCACAGAAAGAGCGGAAAAGCUUUGCUUUUUUGGCCAUGGCUGACGUUAGUUCAAACGAGUCGUCCUCCUCCUCGGACGUGGCGAAUCGGUUCGCCCGCAAAGGUGCUUUGAGGCAAAAGAAUGUUUACGAAGUGAAGAACCAUAAAUUUAUAGCACGAUUCUUCAGGCAGCCGACUUUCUGCAGCCACUGCACCGACUUCAUCUGGGGGUUUGGAAAACAAGGCUUCCAAUGCCAAGUUUGCUGUUUUGUUGUCCACAAGAGGUGCCAUGAGUUUGUGACCUUCUCCUGUCCCGGGGCGGACAAGGGUCCCGACACUGACGACCCCCGGACCAAGCACAAGUUUAAGAUCCACACCUAUGGGAGCCCAACCUUCUGCGACCACUGUGGCUCCCUGCUCUACGGCCUCAUCCACCAGGGCAUGAAAUGUGACACCUGUGACAUGAACGUCCAUAACCAGUGUGUGAUGAACGUUCCCAGCCUUUGUGGGAUGGACUUCACCGAGAGACGCGGCCGUCUGUUCCUCAAGUGUGAAGUCAGCGGGGACAGACUGCAGGUCACAGUGACUGAAGGGAGGAACCUCAUCCCGAUGGACCCCAAUGGUCUGUCAGACCCCUACGUGAAGCUCAAGCUCAUCCCGGACCCCAAGAACGAAACAAAACAGAAGACCAAGACCAUCCGCUCCAACCUCAACCCCACUUGGAACGAGACCUUCAACUUCAAACUCAAGCCGACCGAUAAGGACCGCAGGCUGUCUGUGGAGGUGUGGGACUGGGACCGGACCACCAGGAACGACUUCAUGGGGGCUCUGUCAUUCGGCGUGUCUGAGCUCAUCAAGUCACCAGUCUGUGGCUGGUACAAGAUGUUGUGCCAGGAGGAGGGAGAGUACUACAAUGUCCCCAUCUCAGAAGAGGAUGAUGGGAAUGAGGAACUGAGGCUGAAGUUUGAGGCUAAGACCUUUGUGGACGACAAUCAGAAGGCCAAGCUGGGACCACAGAAAAAGGUGAUCACCCCGGACGACGACAACCACUCUGCCUACGUGCCCUCCAGCAACCUGGACCGGGUCAAGCUGGAGGACUUCCACUUCCUGGCGGUGCUGGGGAAAGGCAGCUUCGGCAAGGUAAUGCUGGCGGAGAUGAAGACGUCCCUGGAGCUUUACGCCAUCAAGAUCCUGAAGAAGGACGUGGUGAUCCAGGACGACGACGUGGAGUGCACCAUGGUGGAGAAGAGAGUGCUGGCUCAGCAGGACAAGCCUCCCUUCCUCACCCAGCUCCAUUCCUGCUUCCAGACCGAGGAUCGCCUUUACUUUGUGAUGGAGUUUGUGAAUGGAGGAGACCUCAUGUACCACAUCCAACAAGUUGGCAAGUUCAAGGAGCCCCAGGCUGUCUUCUACGCAGCAGAGAUCGCUGUGGGCCUCUUCUUCCUGCACAGCAAAGGAGUGAUAUACAGGGACUUGAAGCUGGACAACGUGAUGCUUGAUUGCGAGGGACACAUCAAGAUCGCCGACUUCGGCAUGUGUAAAGAGAACAUGUCUGAGGAGGUCACCACUCGCACCUUCUGUGGCACCCCAGACUACAUAGCACCCGAGAUCAUCGCCUACCAGCCCUACGGCCGCUCAGUGGACUGGUGGGCGUAUGGAGUGCUGCUGUAUGAGAUGCUGGCCGGACAGCCUCCGUUUGAUGGGGAGGAUGAAGACGAGCUGUUCCAGUCGAUCAUGGAGCACAACGUGUCCUACCCCAAAUCCAUGUCCAAGGAGGCUGUCCUCAUCUGCAAAGGGCUGAUGACCAAGCACCCGUCCAAGCGUCUGGGCUGCGGGCAGGAAGGCGAGCGGGACAUCAGGGAGCAUGCCUUCUUCAGACGCAUCGACUGGGAGCGCCUCGCCAACCGUGAGAUCCAGCCCCCCUUCAAACCCAAAGACUGUGGCAAAGCAGCUGAGAACUUUGACAAGUUCUUCACACGCACCCAGCCCCAGCUGACCCCGCCCGACGAGCUGGUUAUCGCCAACAUCGACCAGGCGGACUUCAACGGCUUCUCCUUCAUCAAUCCCCAGUUCACCUACCCUAUUGCCCCAAUCGCGCCUGAGGCCAGCACCGCUCAGUGAGGGGGGAGCCGCGGUCAACCCCAUCCACCCCCACACAUCCACCCCUCUACUGCCAACCCCCAGUACCCCUGACCACCACUUGAACCAGGCACAGGCAAGGCCUCAAAUCUUUUUUACAAGAGUCGAGAGAAUCAGAGGAAAUGGUUUUGUUUUGAUGUCUUUGUUAUUAUAGCAAUACUCCAAAUUGGCCGCAUAAAUGAAGUGAAUACUAUAAACGUGUUUUAAGAGUAUUCUAGUAUUUAACUACAAUACCAUGUUGAUUAUUUUAGAGGAUGGAGGAGCGAUCGAGGCUUCCCUGUCCUGCAUAACACAUGAAAUAACUUAGAAUCUCUGAGACUUCAGGGGAUUUCUACGAAGCCAGGUGAGAGAAGAGCGCUGAGAGGAAAGAACAGUUUAACUUGGAUAUGAACAGUAUGGUUAAAACAUAAAACAUGAUUGGAGCUAAUGAAAAUAUGCAUUUUCGGGUAAUGGGUGGCUAAUGCUGUUGACAUAGACUCAUGAACGACUCCAGUAGAUCCUCUGUCCUAACGCCCAAUUGGGACAGGGAACAAGCUCAAGCCAAAUAUGGAGGAGGAGGGGCCAACAUCAAAGUUGCUUAAGAUGUUGCUAACUGUAUCUUGUUUACAAAUGUCUUUCCCUUUUUCUCAUGGUGAUGGCAAAAGUCUAUUUUAGUACAUUCUCUGGACUGUAGCCAGACAAGUUCCAGUGCAGAGGAACACCAGAAAACUCCAGACCCAGACAGCGUGUAGAUCAUGUAGGUCAGAUGUUCUCAGCAUGAACACCAUACUGGUCUCAUGCAGCAUGUAGAACGUGUAGAGCACAUGCUGCCCCGUUGACAGCAUGCGGCUCACUUUUUUUAAAAUAAGAGCAGAAAAAUUCUUCCUCGCUCCUCUAGACUUUUCUAAAGUGGACCGGGUUCAGUACGGUGGCCAAAGCAGAUGUUCCUUUCCCCAGAUCAUAUAAUGAUUUAUCCUUAGAGCUAAAAAGGUUUGCAGUUGGUCAGUUUACAAGAUGUCUGACCCUAUUUGUCUGUCCUGCCUGGAUGUUUCUAUAAGCUUCCUGUGGCCAUAAAACGUAUUUGUCUGUUUGUUUUAAGCCAUGUUGUUUUUUUGGUAUUAUCAUACUAAACCAUGUGUAUUAUCCAUGUCCUGGUAGCUCAAGCAGACAUGCUGGGUUUUUGAGGUACAGAAUAAAACUACUCCUGUAUGGGAAUGUGCCAGCAUUCCUUCAUCUAUUUCAUCAUUUCUUUACUUUGUUAAUUCAUAUAUUUUUGUUUCUGUAAUCAUCUUCAAAUUGUAUCCUACCAUGAUUAUGUCCUCAAUUUCUGAUAUCUUAAAUCUCGAUUCUGUUAGAUCAUUUAAAAAUACUCCAACCUUUCUCCAGUCCUUUGUAAAUAUCCUAUAUUCUGUAUAGCAUCUUACAUCUUUAAUGCCAACAACUGAAUGAGCUUUUAUUGGAUUACCUAUGUUUAGCAUAUAUCUAUGUCUAUAAAACAGUUACAAAUAACAGAAGCGUACCAUGGUUAAUCCAGAUUAUCUUGGUCGUCUUCAAAGCAUUCUGAUUCAUCAAAAUGUGAGGAAAUGUUGUUUUGAACUUGUUUCAAUGGAUUGUUGGAUUGUUUCUUUUUCUUGUUCAUAUCAAGUGUAGUGAAAGUGUGAGUGUGGAGGGCGAGAGAGAGAGAGUACUUUCACUACAAAUCCCUUUUUGUAGUGAAAGUGUGAGUGUGGAGGGCGUGGUCUUCACCUGCAUGCUGCCCAGGUGUAGUGAAGGUGAGAGUGUGGUGGGCGUGGUCUCAACCUGCAUGCUGCCCAGGGCUUUACACCCAAGUACUGCAUGCAUAGAGGGUAGAAAUCCUCUGAGAACACGACUUCAAAUGUAUGUGUAUGUAUAUACAAUAUAUGUAUAUGUAUAUAUACAGUACAUGUACAGGUAUAUAUAUAUAUAUGUACAUAUAUAAGUAUAUAUAUAUAUAUAUGUUAUGAGAUAUAUAAAUGUAUGGAUAGUUUCCAUUUUAAUCUACCUUCCUAACAUUUUGUUCGGUUUAAUGUUGAGGCAAAAGUUCUAAUCGAAGAAAGCAUUAUAUAUAUGAAGCUAGAAGUAAUUAUUGUUGUUAUUCUAACAACUAUUCCAAUUAUCUUACUUCAGUAAAUAUCAAAAACACUGAUAUCAUUUCUAUAAAUCCCCUCCUUCUCUGAUUAAUCUGUGCCCUCGUUCCUUUUACCCCUCUCUCUCUCUCUCUCUCUCUCUCUCUCUCUCUCUCUCUGGCCACUAGCUCUAUCUAAACCACGAUGCCCCCUAGCACUAUCUAGACCAGGUGGGGCCCUAGUUCUAUCUAGACCAGGAAGGCCCCUAGCUCUAUCUAGGCCAUGAGGGCCUCUAGCUCUAUCUAGACCUGUGUCUUAUUUUUGAGGUUAUAUAGGUUAUCAGUGUUGUGUUAUUGUCAGAUCUUUACAGUUGUAUCUGUAAUUUUUUCCUGUAAUUGUCUAUAUACUCAUAUAUAUAUCUUGAUUGACCCUUUUAUUUCUUUCUAAAGAAUAUAUUCUAUCCCUGUGUUUCCUAUUGUAAAACCUUCCGUUUGUGCCAAACCAGAAAAUGCCACAACCCGAUCCUAGCAGCGUUGCACUAGCCUUCUAGUCACACUGAUGACUUUCUGUGAUAGCAUCCAUCCGUCGUAGCCUCUCCCAGCCAGUUAGCCCAUUUGAAGCUUCACUUGCUCGGCCCUCUCAACCUCCUACCCUUGCAUGUAGCCAUAGCUGCAUCAGUGCAAAAGGAUGUCAGUCAUUGCCAUGUCAUGUAGCUCGUGGAUGCAUAACACAUGGGCUUCCUUCAUCGGUCUGUGUCAUGUGUGGGCCUGACGCCUAGAUGGCUGGCCUGUGGACCCCUGGAGCUCCGCAGCCUGCCGCUGUGAGCUGUAGUGAGAAUGUAUUGUGGGCGGAUUCCCAAAGACCUGCCCUCUGGUUUGAAGCAAGUUUCAUCGCUGCAUGUGUUGGUUUGAAGGCCAAGAAUAUACAUUUCAAUUAUCGUAAAUACUAACCUUUUAAUAAACAAAUAAAUAUUUUAAAAACAA
This is a messenger RNA of Gadus macrocephalus (Pacific cod), 5335 nucleotides long. RefSeq names its product protein kinase C, alpha, a (gene prkcaa). Bases 205 to 2268 code for a protein of 687 amino acids. The transcript has 18 exons. Gene Ontology annotation, molecular function: diacylglycerol-dependent serine/threonine kinase activity; zinc ion binding; ATP binding. Gene Ontology annotation, biological process: protein phosphorylation. NCBI's taxonomy places the organism in Eukaryota, Metazoa, Chordata, Actinopteri, Gadiformes, Gadidae. The record is from RefSeq and is a predicted model, not a curated record.